AUGUCGUCGUCUUCCUCCAUGAACAAAUACUGGAUCCCACAUUUGGACAUCCACAAGAAAGUCAUCACCCAGGAGCUACAAUACUACCUCGGGCCGGAGGCGACAGUGCGGUCCUUCACUCGCGAGGGAGAGGAUGGUUUCUUGAUCACAACACCAGGACCUUGCCUGACAGAUGAGCAAAUAGACGACAUAUGUGUCAAGUCCAAAGAGAUGUGGGAAAAACAAGCAGCAGCCAGGGCGUCCGGGACGGCGAACAAAGUCCUCAAGCGGCCACUCCAUCAGCCCGUGGUCAUGUCGAAGGCCGGCGCGAGUGAUUCGACAAGGCGGAGGAGAGAGAGCCGAAGGAGUACCGAGUCCAGAAGCCGACGUGAUGAGAGACGGAGAAACUGA
Messenger RNA from Chaetomium fimeti, 390 nucleotides. RefSeq lists its product as uncharacterized. The record is from RefSeq and is a predicted model, not a curated record. NCBI's taxonomy places the organism in Eukaryota, Fungi, Ascomycota, Sordariomycetes, Sordariales, Chaetomiaceae. The transcript is spliced from 3 exons. The coding region runs from base 1 to 390 and encodes 129 amino acids.